Messenger RNA from Prorocentrum cordatum, 582 nucleotides. NCBI's taxonomy places the organism in Eukaryota, Dinophyceae, Prorocentrales, Prorocentraceae. The record is from the annotation of a GenBank genome assembly.
AUGGCUGGUCUUGUGGAUACGCGCCUGCUGGGACGACCGAACAAGUAUUCAGGCAAUCGGGAUGAGUUUCCGACUUUCAAAUAUCAGCUGAUCAGCUACCUUGGCGCGAUCGACCCGGGGCUGGCAUCAGCAGUGACAACGGCAGCUAGCCACGGCACGGUUAUCACGUUGACCGAGAUGGGAGACGACAACAAGCAGUAUGCAGCGACGACGGGAUACAUUCUGUCACAGUUGUUGGGAGGCAGCGCGCUCACCUUGGUGAUGAACUGCGAGCAAGGAAAUGGAUUGGAGCAGUGGAGGCGACUAUGCAUGCGAGAAGAUGCGGCGACAAGCUCCAACAAGGUGACGCAGCUGCAGCUGUUAGUGAAUUCGGAGUUUUCAGGCAAGUGGGAGACCUACGUCGAAGAGCUCACGAAGUUUCUGUUGGACGUUAAACGGUGCCAGGGGAAGCUUAGUGAAAUGAUCUCGGACACCCUCAUCCAGGCUAUGAUCAAAAAGAACACGCCCGAGCCGCUCAGGACACAGGUGAUGAUGCAAACGUUCACGUCUUAUCAGACUCUACGUGAGACCUGCGAGUCCUAG